CUCUUCGCGGCGCCGCACGCUGUCAGCGCGUGUAAAGAUGAGCAGUGACUGGGUGAAGUCCUUCAGCGAUAUCGCAGGCUACGCGAAGAAUGCGGCUCAGCAGGCGUCCACGAUGAUGGCCGGCUCGGAGCUGGAGCGCAAGCUCGCCGAGGCGACGAGCAACGAGCCGUGGGGAGCGUCGAGCACGAUGCUGCAGGAGAUCUCCCGCGCCACCUUUGCGUACGACGACUUCAAGACAGUGAUGCUCUUCGUCUGGAGGAGUGCGCAGAACCAGGGCGCGCUGUGGCGCGUCACCUACAAGACGCUAAACAUGCUCGACUACAUCCUACGCCACGGCUCGGAGCGCGUGAUCGAGGACGCCAAGGAUCACCUGCGCGAGAUCAAAAAGCUCCAAAAGUUCGAGUACGUUGACCCCGACGGAAAGGACCAGGGUGUCAACGUGCGCGAAAAGGCGCGCCAGCUCGUCGAGAUGCUCACCUCAGAGGAGGCGCUCAACGCGGAGCGCGACAAGGCGCGGGCGACGCGCAACAAGUACGGCGGUGUGUCGGCGGCCGAGAUGAGUGGCGGCGGCGGUGGCGGUGGCGGCGGCGGCGGCGGCGGCGGCGGUGGCGGCGGCCGGAACAACGACAAGGGGCGCAAGGGCUUCUCGGACGAGGACUUCAAGUACGCCGCCGACCGCGAUCGGCGCUCCUCGGGCUCGGACCCGGUGAUGGGUCUCACCAGCUUGGUGGGCGGCUUGGUGUCGUCCGCGACCGAGUACGCGUCUGCGGCCAGCAAGCAGCUGCAGUCGAUGCAGACGCUCUUCCCGUCGAACGAGCUAGACCGCAAGCUGACCGACUGCCUCUCCAACGACCAGCAGAUGCCGUCCUCGUCGCUGCUCUACGAGCUGGGCCGCGCGACGCACCGCGAGGACGACUACCGCAUCAUCUUGUCGGCCAUCUGGCAGAACGUGCUCCGUUCCAACCAGCGGCCGCGUGUGAUGCUCAAGACGCUGCUGCUCCUCGAGUCGACGCUGCUGCACGGGCCCGACCGCGCGCUCGAAGAGACGAUCGACAUGAAGACCGACAUCAAGGUGCUCCAGUCCUUCUCAAGCACCGACUUCAACGAGGCAGGCAAGGUGCAGGCCAAGGCGAACGACAUCAUCGAGCUGCUCGACAACAGCUCCAACCUGCAGAAGAAGCGGCGCGAGUCGGCCGACUCGGUCGCGGGCAAGUUUGUCGGCAUCUCGUCCUCCGACAAGCCUGCCAAGCGAGACGAGGCUCCCAAGCGGGAGGAGUGGGCGCCGGAGCCGCCGGCUGCCGCGCCGGCGCCCGACCCGUUCGCCAACCUUAUGGGCAAGUGAGGAGGAGCGGAGCGUCGUGCCUUUCUAGACGGCUCGCGCGCUCCAGAGCGUCUAACGUAGUCGUGUGCGCUGUGACGGUUGUGUCCUGUGACUCCUCCGCUGUGUGGGCGCAGGUGUGUCCGGGGUCAGCGCGAACGCUGCCCGGCCCCUCGCGCCUGCGCCACUCGCUCUCCGGGGUCUCUCAUCUCGCGUCCCGUCCAGUCUCCCCUUUCGGCGCGCGGCGCUGUGUGACACUGUGUGAUCGCGGGCUCGCAGAGAGCUUUUUACGUGUAUUGGAACA
Molecule: messenger RNA, 1622 nt
Organism: Emiliania huxleyi CCMP1516
Lineage: Eukaryota; Haptophyta; Isochrysidales; Noelaerhabdaceae
Product: EpsinR
Exons: 6
Coding region: 38-1342 (434 amino acids)
Biological process (GO): endocytosis
Cellular component (GO): plasma membrane; endosome; clathrin vesicle coat
Molecular function (GO): phospholipid binding; clathrin binding
Source: RefSeq, a predicted model, not a curated record